Messenger RNA from Prunus armeniaca (apricot), 576 nucleotides. Lineage: Eukaryota; Viridiplantae; Streptophyta; Magnoliopsida; Rosales; Rosaceae. The record is from the annotation of a GenBank genome assembly.
AUGGCUGGGCCUUCCCCGAGUUCAGCCCCUUCAACUCCCUCAACGCACACUCCUGGAGAAGUAAUCUCAAUGCCUGCCUUGCCCCAUAGUGGUAGUUCCUCCAAGCCUCUGAUGAUGUUUGGCCCUGAUGGUACUGGGACUCUUACAUCACCAUCAAAUCAGUUGUGGGAUGAUAAAGAUCUUGAAUUGCAGGCCGAUAUGGAUCGAUUUGUAGAGGAUGGUUCUCUUGAUGAUAAUGUCGAGUCUUUUUUAUCCCAUGAUGAUAUGGCUGUAUUGUGGUACACAGAUACAUUAAAGGUAAAAUCAACCUUUGAAGAACAUUCAGCUUUGAUCACUGAUGUUCGUUUUAGUCCAAGCAUGCCACGUCUUGCAAUGUCUUCAUUCGACAAAACUGUCAGGGUCUGGGAUGCUGACAAAAGUGAUGAUUUUAUCUUUUUGUAUCUUUUAACUGUGACAUGUAACGGAUGUGCUAUUUCCACCCAAAUAAAGAUGACCUUAUCUGCUCCUGCGACUUGGAUGGUCAGAUAUGCUACUGGAGUAUUAACAAUGGCAGCUGCUCAAGUGUGUUCAAGGUAG